AGCUCAGUACGAGUUCGGGUUCCGACCUGAGAGCACGCAUCGCGUUAUUCGGUGUGUGGUUUGUUAGUUAGUCAAAAGCCUUUUGCACACAUAGUGUUGAGAUAAUUCAAUCCAAAUGCAAUUUCGACGAUUACGCGACACUUUUGAGUAUUCAUUGGAAAACUAGACGCGCGCAUUUCCACAGUAGCGUGCCAAACUGUUCAUUUUUGCGGUUGUUGAUUCUAUCGGAUGCUUUAAUUUCCAUAACUUGUGAGUUUUGUGUGCAUUUCAUUUCUCCAUUCUGUGUGUCGUCUUCAUGCAACCAAAGGCAACCUACUUGAAGAAUUUCCCCCCUUGUGCUUGUGGUGACGUCCAAAGGCGGGCAAUGUGCAAAGAGACUCUUUUUGUGUUCUAAGUCAAUAUAUAUAUGUAUGGUGGUGACCAUAAGGAAUACAUAGCUAGGCUAGCAGUCUAAACAACAACCCAGCAACAUCACUCUGGUUUCAUUUUUUGCCCAUCAGUGCGUGAAGUCUGUACACCAAAGUCAGUUGGGGAACACUAAAAAAAAAAUUGUCCGAAUCAGUCAUAAUCAUAAACUGCCAGUUUUUUUCGGUAUACGUUGGCGGGGAAAUCUCACGAAAAACUACCUGGAAGUAUCAUGCAAAAAUUGCUAUUAACCGUGUGACGUGGUAUACAUACAUAGCAAAAAUUAAUGAUGGCACAAAAAAUGGGUAAAGUUGAAACAAAACCAAGGACAGAAGGAUUAAAGUGCUGGCGAAGAGAUGAUGAGUCCAGUUCUGAAAAUUCCGUGGCCGAGAGCAGUGAGGCGGACUCCCAGCCCAACAAUAACACAAUGUUCCACACAAAUAACAUAAAUGGUGACACAACGUAUUCCUUUCCACGACGCGAAGCCAUCGACAUUUCCUUCAAGAAUCUCAAAUAUACCGUGAAAUCUGUUAAUUUUUCAAAAUGUCAGAUCGAAACGAAGGAAAUUCUGCGUGGAAUUUCUGGAACAUUUUCAAGUGGGAGAUUAACUGCAAUUAUGGGACCAUCGGGUGCCGGGAAGAGUACCCUACUGAAUGUAUUAGCGAGUUAUGUGGAACGCGGGGUUACGGGAACGGUUCAAGUGAAUGGAAAACAUCGACCGGCAAAUUCGCAAAAAUUCAGAGAGAUGUCCGCCUACAUUCAUCAGGACGAUGCCCUCAGGCCGUGGUUGAAGGUGUCAGAGGCCAUGGUCGUUGCUGCCCAUUUGAAGCUGGGCUACAGCGUAUCGCACGAGUACAAAAUAAACUUGGUGAGGCAAAUUCUUGUCCUUCUGGGAUUAGAGAAACGCUACAAUACUUUCACUGCAAAACUGUCUGGAGGUCAAAAGAAGCGACUGGCAAUUGCCUUAGAAUUGAUAAACAACCCACCGAUUUUAUUUCUUGACGAGCCAACAACCGGCUUAGACAGCUCCUCCUGUACGCAGUGUAUAUCACUCCUGAAGCGCCUUGCGCAGGAGGGAAGGACGGUGAUUUGUACAAUUCAUCAACCAAGUGCUCUGCUCUUUGAGAUGUUUGAUGAUCUGUACACUGUGUCUCAAGGGUACUGCAUAUAUCAAGGGACAGUGAAGGAAUUGGUUCCAUUUCUCAGUGAUAUCGGGCUGCAGUGCCCAAACUACCACAAUCCCGCGGAUUUUCUCAUUGAAGUUGCGAGCGGAGAGUAUGGCACAGAUAUGUCAAAAAUGUCCAUGAUUGCCUCAAGUCGCAAACGAGAAGAUACCAAUGCGAAACGGGCUGUGAUACCUUCAGAAAAUGAACUUGAAGGCACUGAGUUUGGGGAAUUUAUUCCACCUCCCGAAAGUGGUGGAGUCUGCCUGGCCGAAGCGGAGAAAUUGAGAGAGAGGAAGGAAGCAUCGGGACGUCGGAAGCCAACACAAGGAGCUUCAAUUUUCAUGCAAUUUAUCCUCCUUUUCUGGAGGAAUCUUAUUUGCCAUAAGCGACAUCAUUAUAUCUUGGUUUGCCGCAUAAUGGCCCACACGAUUAUAGGGGCGCUCUUUGGAUACCUCUACAGUGGGGUUGGUACGAUGGCGACAACGGUCUUUGGGAAUUAUGUUUAUGUCUAUGGGUCGAUGCUACUUGUCGUCUACACGGGAAAAAUGUCUGUGAUGAUGUCAUUUCCAAUUGAAAUGGAAAUGCUGAAAAGGGAACACUUCAAUAGGUGGUACAAACUAGGACCAUACUUCUUCUCAAUCAUCUUAUUUGAAAUCCCAUUCCAAAUGAUCUGCGCUACCUCUUACCUUGUAAUUAGUUACUGGUUAACCGGAAACUACACUGAGGACUGGAGAUUCAUCUACUUCCUUAUUCUGGCUCUCUUAGGCACAUUAAGUGCCCAAAGUUGGGGCUUUUUCUUCGGUGCUACUUUGCCAGUAAAGAUCGCCGUAUUUGCUGGUCCUGUUGUUGCAGUUUUGUUCUCUGUUUUUGGUUUCUGCAACAGAUACAUCGACAUUACGCCCAUUUUCCGAUGGAUGUGGCACAUCUCCUACUACCGCGUUGGCUUCCACGGACUCCUCAAUACAAUCUUCGGGAUGAAUAGGCGGGAUUUAAAGUGUCCCGAGACGGCAAUGUAUUGCCACUUCAAGAAAUCCAAUGUUUUCCUCACGGAAAUGAUGAUAAAUGACAUCACAAUGGAGGGAGGAAUCUUCAUGAUGUCCUUAGUUAUUAUUGUAAUGCAUAUACUUACCAUAACUGUACUCUGGGUGAAGUUGAACAAAAGAUAGGAUUUCCUCCGACAAAGGAAAAGCAAAAAUGUACUAAAUAUUUCGUCCGAAGUGUAUUUUUUCUAUACAAAGAAUAUUGAAUUUCAUUGUGUACGGGAAAUUUUCUUUUCUUUUUGCUAACUUAAAGGGGUGCUUGAGAAAAGCUUGACUUUCUACUUGAUUUUGUUAUUUUUGUAUUAAAACUUAGGUGCUCGUAAGAAAACUCUGUUGUGGUGUUCCUCGAAAUAAAAGUGCUGAAUGUUUGUCAAUUAGUACCUAUAUUAUACUUAUAUAUGUAUACUAUUUUUGGAUGUUUGUAAAAGAUUUUUUAUUAAUAAAAAACAAAAAGCA
Molecule: messenger RNA, 3067 nt
Organism: Lutzomyia longipalpis
Lineage: Eukaryota; Metazoa; Arthropoda; Insecta; Diptera; Psychodidae
Product: ATP-binding cassette subfamily G member 4
Exons: 12
Coding region: 692-2737 (681 amino acids)
Cellular component (GO): plasma membrane
Molecular function (GO): ATP hydrolysis activity; ABC-type transporter activity; ATP binding
Source: RefSeq, a predicted model, not a curated record